Messenger RNA from Magallana angulata, 1570 nucleotides. RefSeq names its product tumor susceptibility gene 101 protein-like. Gene Ontology annotation, molecular function: ubiquitin binding. The coding region runs from base 80 to 856 and encodes 258 amino acids. Gene Ontology annotation, cellular component: ESCRT I complex. The transcript has 6 exons. The record is from RefSeq and is a predicted model, not a curated record. Gene Ontology annotation, biological process: endosome to lysosome transport; protein modification process; protein transport. NCBI's taxonomy places the organism in Eukaryota, Metazoa, Mollusca, Bivalvia, Ostreida, Ostreidae.
CUCAGGUGUUUAUUUAUGGAAUUUACCUAUGUUUGGUCUCUUUGGUUAGAACAAAAAGGAACUUUACCACAAGCUAAAGAUGGCAAGUGCUGAUCAGAUUUUGAGGCAAGCAUUGAGCAAGUAUAGAUACGCAGACAUCUCCAGGAGAGAUGUGACAAACGCCAUGACUCAUUUUAAAGAUUUACGGCCGGAUCAUGAUUUGUUUAUAUUUAAUGAUGGCAAUAGAAAAGAACUUUUGCAUUUGGAUGGAACAAUACCUGUUACAUAUAAAGGCAGUAUAUACAACAUUCCUAUUUGUGUUUGGAUUAUGGACACACAUCCCUACAAACCUCCCAUGGUGUUUGUGAAGCCCACCAGUACAAUGCAAAUAAAAACUGGAAGACAUGUGGACUCCAACGGGAAAGUAGACCUGCCUUACCUCCAUGACUGGCGUUUUCCUCAAUCUGACCUGUUGGGACUGAUACAGAUUCUAGCCAUUGUGUUUGGAGAGGAGCCACCAGUAUAUUCCAAGCAGUCGCAGAUGACUCAGUCAUCAUCCCCUAACAGCUAUCCUGGGACCGGUAAAUAUCCUGGUGUAUCACGCCAAUGUAUCGACCCCGAGACUACAUUCAACCCUUUUGCAGCACAGGCACCAAUACAUGGUCAAGGCUACAAUUUGGAAAUCUUCUUCCAAACCAUGGAACGGUUCGAGCUUGACGACAUAAUGAAUACAUUGAUAGAACAUGGCGUCGAUUGCGUGGAGACGUUUUGUUCUAUGACUGAAUCCGACUUCAAGGAGAUGGGACUCAACAUAGGUCAAAGAAGGAAAUGUAUCUUAGCUGCAGAGCACAUUAAAAAUUAUGGCCUUAAUGGAUAAACUAUUUUAAUUCAAUGAACAUACUUUUCUCAUAAUCUAUAUAUUUUGAUUUUUUAUAAAAAUGUCUCAUCAAUAGUUUAAGUUGUUGGAAUUCAUGUAGACGUGUUAUGAUCUCCAAUUUUAAUAUUUAAAAAAAUGGAACUCUGGGAAAUUAUAUAGAAUUUUAAUCUGAUCAAAUGCAAACUUAUAAAGUAACUUGAAUCUUCAACGAUUCGCUUUAUUAUUUUCUAAAAUGGUUAACCUGAACUAUAGAGUGAGGUUUUUAGUAUGAUUAUGUAAUUAUAAUACUUUGAUAUUUCGUUUUUUGUUCAUUCUCUAUUCAAAGAUCUUUCAUUUCAACCCAAGUGUUAUAAUAAAAUGUUAAAAAUGUAUGUAUAUUUUUCUUUUAUAAACCACUUAUGAAUGUUUCUAUAAAAUGUAUAAAUAUAAACAUAUAUAUCUCUCUACCUAAUUGUAAUAUGUUUUUAUAAAUUGAUUGUUUGAUACUUUUAAAGAAAAUAGAAAUAGCGAAUGAAGAAAUGCAUGAUAAGGUUAACGAAGAAAAAUGUUUGAAUGAUCUAGGUUGUUAAAGUUUGAGUACAUUUUAUUAUUUGUGUUAGUAUGUAUAUUAUAUGUAAAAAUUCGCACUUUUGACACAUCACAUGUAUAAAAUGGUCAGUUACUCUUUCCGGAAUAAAAUGGGGAGAGUAAAUAUGAAUAAGAAAUUGUGUCUUA